Messenger RNA from Arabidopsis arenosa, 626 nucleotides. Lineage: Eukaryota; Viridiplantae; Streptophyta; Magnoliopsida; Brassicales; Brassicaceae. The record is from the annotation of a GenBank genome assembly.
GAAGAGCCAAGGAUCAACGAAAAGAAAGAUGGAUCCAGACGCAGUUGCCAAGGCUUUCGUGGAGCACUACUACUCCACCUUCGAUGCAAAUCGUCCAGGUUUGGUUUCUCUGUACCAAGAAGGAUCCAUGUUGACCUUCGAAGGCCAGGAGAUCCAGGGCUCUCAGAACAUCGUCGCUAAGCUCACCAGCCUCCCUUUCCAGCAGUGCAAGCACAACAUCACCACCGUCGAUUGUCAGCCUUCUGGUCCCGCCGGCGGUAUGCUCGUCUUUGUCUCCGGCAAUCUUCAGCUCGCUGGUGAACAACACGCUCUCAAGUUCAGCCAGAUGUUCCAUUUGAUAUCGAAUCAGGGAAACUACUACGUGUUCAAUGAUAUAUUCAGGUUGAACUAUGCCUGAGGAAUGCAGUGCCAGGGGUAUAUGAACCAUUUAUUGGAAGCCGAAAAGAGAGUGGUGGAAGUUUGGGACUAUUCAAGAACUGUUUGAGUUGGUUUUAGAUUUGGAACAUGAAGUUUGUUUCAGGUGGUAUGCUGUCUGUUUUUAUUUUAAUCAAUGGAGCUAUUUGUUACUUUGGUUGAGAUGACUCCUUUUGUUUUCGGGCAUUGAACAAUGAAUGAUUCAGUAAGGG